Molecule: messenger RNA, 1467 nt
Organism: Lichtheimia ornata
Lineage: Eukaryota; Fungi; Mucoromycota; Mucoromycetes; Mucorales; Lichtheimiaceae
Exons: 8
Coding region: 1-1467 (488 amino acids)
Biological process (GO): transmembrane transport
Cellular component (GO): membrane
Molecular function (GO): transmembrane transporter activity
Source: RefSeq, a predicted model, not a curated record
AUGGCUGUCGUUGAAAAAGAUCAAGAGAUCGGCCACAUUGAUAUGGAGGCCGUAUCUCAAGCAAGCAGCCAUCAUACCGAAUACCGUAACAAUUUGGAUCUUACUGAAGAAGAAAAACUUGUCGAGAAGCGCCUGGUGCGUAAACUCGAUUAUCGUCUCAUGCUUUGGGCUUUCCUUGCUUACUGGGCUAACGGCUUGGAUCGUAACAAUAUGCCCAAUGCUUAUACAACCGGUAUGAAAGAAGAACUUGAUCUCGACAGCAGUGCAUACAACUGGGCUAUCACCAUGUUCUUCAUUGGCUAUGUCAUUUUGCAAAUUCCCGCCAACGUUGUCAUCACCCGAGUACGUCCUGCCAUCAUGUUGCCGCUUGUUGUGACCCUUUGGGGUGCUGUCGUUUGUUUCAUGGCCCUUGUCAAGAACCAUAGCGCACUCUUUGGCUUGCGUAUCGUCCUUGGUUUCACUGAAGCUCCCUUCUAUCCCGGCAUGGUUUACUUGCUUGGUAACUGGUAUACUCGUCAAGAAUUAGGCUCUCGCACUGCCUUUUUCGUUGCUGGAUCUCAAUUCUCUGGUGCCUUUUCUGGUCUUAUUUCAGGAUCCAUUUCUCAAACUUUGGAUGGCGCAGCUGGCAUGCGAGGCUGGAAAUGGCUUUUCAUUAUUGAAGGUCUCAUUGGUGUUGUUAUUGGCCUUAUGGGCUUCUUCCUUAUCCCCGAUUACCCCCACAACACUCGCUUUAUCAAGGAUGAUGAACGUCGAGUCGCCAUCAAACGUUUGGAGCGUCAAGGCAAGAAGGUCAUUGCCACUGGUCUCAACUUGCAAACCUUGCGUAACAUUGCAACCACGCCCUAUGUGUACUUGUUCAUUCUUAUCUUCACUUGCAUGCAACUUGGAAUGGGUAUCCUUCAACAAUUUGCUAUCAUCCUCAAGGAAAUGGGCUACGAGGCCUCCUUUGCUAACUACAUGACCGUGCCUGUUUGGUGCUUUGCUGCCAUUGUCAUUGUCACCCAAGGCUAUCUCUCUGACAAAUAUGGCCAUCGUCACUGGCACAUUCAAGCUGGUGCCGUGUGGACCUUGAUUUGGUACAUCUUAUUGGUGGCUGUCAACAAUGGCCAUGUACCCAUCCCAUUGUUGUACGUCUGUGUCUAUAUGGUUGUCCCUGUUCUCGGUAUCUCUCCCAUCAUGAUGACAUGGAACAAUGAAAUCCAUCAAUGUGAUCCUGAAACACGUGCCCUUGCUAUUGCCAUGGUUAACUCGAUUGGUAACCUUGCCCCCAACUUUAUCAAUGUUGCGGCAUGGACCGUCACCCAAGCACCUGCAUUCCGCCUUGGAAAGAUCGUUACCACCGCUACUACGGCUGCCAUGAUUGUCAUGUGUGCUAUUGUCUAUAUCUUGGAACGCUACAAAAUCUUGCUUCCCAAGGCUCAGCAACGUAUUGAAACCGAGAGCAUGGAAAAGAAGGAAGAACACUAA